AUGAAAUUACCAAGAGAAGUAGUUUUUCAAGUAGCAAAGGGUUUUAGAGGUAGGAGCAAAGGAUGUUUUAAAAUUGCAAGAAGUAGAGCAAUGAAGGCUUUACUUCAUUCUUAUAUUAUGAGGCGCCAAAGAUAUAGAAGGCUACGGGUACAUUGGAUAGCUAGCAUAAACAGAGGAUGCAGAGAAUGGAAUUUUACAUAUUCAAAAUUUAUGUAUAGUUUAUUAAAUAAUAAUAUACUCUUGAACAGAAAGAGCUUAUAUACAUUAUGCUACACCGAACCAAUAAGUUUUAAGGCUUUAGUAGAUGAAUCAAAAUAUGUUUUUUAUCAAAGGAAACUUAAGUUUCGAGACAUAUCACAAUUUUAA
Molecule: messenger RNA, 366 nt
Organism: Plasmodium vinckei vinckei
Lineage: Eukaryota; Apicomplexa; Aconoidasida; Haemosporida; Plasmodiidae
Product: 50S ribosomal protein L20, putative
Exons: 2
Coding region: 1-366 (121 amino acids)
Biological process (GO): ribosomal large subunit assembly; translation
Cellular component (GO): ribosome
Molecular function (GO): structural constituent of ribosome; rRNA binding
Source: RefSeq, a predicted model, not a curated record